CACAGAUCUCCACCAUCGUCGAUCCACCGCCAUUUCCACAGCUAUCACCGUUCAGUUUCAGGGAUUGAGGUGUAUUUGUUUAAUUAAGUGAUUAAGCAAGAAUGCAACACGUUCCGGCUACAAUUGAGGAACAGCUGAUAUUGAAAGCAAUCAGGGAAGAAUGCCCGUGGGAGAGUCUUCCAAAGCGGCUUCAAGCCACUUUGAAUUCUAAAGAAGAAUGGCACAGAAGGAUAAUCGAGCACUGCAUAAAGAAAAGACUCCAAUGGAACAAUUGUUUUGGUCGCAAAGUAUGCAAAGAAGGUGAAUAUUAUGAAGAUAUGAUGCGUUACUUGCGAAAGAAUCUAGCGUUGUUUCCUUAUCACCUGGCGGAGUAUGUUUGCCGUGUAAUGAGGGUGUCUCCUUUCAGAUACUAUUGCGAUAUGAUAUUCGAAGUCAUGAAAAAUGGUACUAGGUUGUUAUCUUAAAUAUCUUGAUGUGAUUUUGCUUAAUGAUGCAG
This is a messenger RNA of Ilex paraguariensis (yerba mate), 496 nucleotides long. Lineage: Eukaryota; Viridiplantae; Streptophyta; Magnoliopsida; Aquifoliales; Aquifoliaceae. The record is from the annotation of a GenBank genome assembly.